GUGCGUGGUUGUUAAGGAACUGCGUCCCCGGUUGCUAUCAUGGGGGAACUGUACACAGAGCUGGAGCAGAAACGCGAACUUAUCGCCAUCAAACGACUUCUUCCCGUAGUCUUGAACUUUUCCCGGAGGAUAGGGCGUCAUUUACGGGGAAAACAUGUCACUAACUGGGAAAUGUCCACUCGCCGUUAAAACGGACGAGGGAAUUAACAUUUAACGCCGUGACGUAGUGAAAACUAGGCAGCGGUUCCAUUUUUUUUGCUCGGAGCUGGACCUGGACCUUUCUGUCGGUUCUUCGCAAAAAAAAAACAAGAGGAUGCAGGCUCUACAGGGAAACUUCUCCUAUCUCCUAAAUUCUAGGCUCGGAUCCGGCGGUAAUCUGGAGAACGACAGGCAGCAUUUGGUUCAGCAGCAGAAGUUGUGCAGAGCAAGAGCGCGAAAGUUUCUGCUGGAAACCAAUCGACGGAGAAAGGCUUUGGAUGAACGGCGGAGGCAAUGGGACAUUCAGGAGCAGCGCCUGAGGGAGAACAUCCUGCAACAACGUAGACAGCAAGUACAGGACGCAACCCAGCGCUUUCAGAGAGCCCACCUCCCUCCGUCUCACAGAUACAGGCAAACUGUCAGAAAAAAUGCAGCUAAUAUCGAAGAGGCACUCAGUCAAAUCCAAGGCUCGUUCAGUUGGUACACGCAGAACUCCUCUGCGCUGUCAAGCACAAACACUCGCAGUUGCCCUCUGUCUACAAAGCCUCCCACAGAUUCUAAAUCCUCUCACCGCCAAGCGCUCUCUGCCGUAGAGGCCUACACCAAACUGCUUCAGGAGCAGUGCACGAUGGAGGAGGAGCAGCAGGACCACAGUUCAGAGGGAAGCCAGCUGUCUGAUUCCUGUGUUUCUGAAAGCCUUUCAAGUAAGGACAGCUUGGAGAACGAAGACUCAAACCAAAGCACGCUAAGUCCAGAGAGCUCCUAUUCAUCGUUCUUUUUUGACAUCGACAAACCGGGAAGGCGAGAUGAUUUGCGUCCAACAUCAGUCCCAACGUCAGUCUCAGCAAUGAUGCUCCAUGAUCAAAUUCAAUCCCCACCAAAGCAAGAAAAACAAGAAGAUUCUAAGUGGACUAAUAAUGACAGGGUUGUUCCUAAAACGUCGAGGCUCUCACCUGAAAAGCAAACACCUACAAUAGAUAACCCCCUCACCCUUAAGGGCUGUGACUUGCUAAAAACUCUUUCCAGGCCUUUUCAUGGAGACUCAAAGCAUUUUCACGCAAAGUACUUGAUAAACAGCGACAACCUUUUGGCAAAGAAUAAAGCAGAGGUUUUGUAUACCGGAGAAGAGGCGUUGUUGGAUUCUGGAUCUCAGAUGAUCCACGACUGCAGCCAGUCAAACUAUCCAUCUGCACAAUGUGUUCCUUCCUCUUCUGAAAAUGACGUUCUAUUUCAGACGGCGACGAAAACGAGCACAGCCAAUAAUCACCCAAAGGAUGUAGCCUGUUUUCAAACAGAAAAAGAAGCCUUCCACCUCUCGUCGGAGAACGACGCCUUUGCUCCCAUUAAUAACCUCAACAAGGUCUCAAACUUAAUGUGCAAAACGGAGAAGCCCAUAAACACAGCACCACCAUCGCACACAAGCUCGUCUAAUAUUCAGUCGGAGAGAGAGAAGUGUGACGGUCCAAAAGAAGAAGACAAAAGAAUACCUAUUUCCCUGGCCUCCUCUCAUUCAGUUUGUGAUGUCAGGUUUCUCAAAGGAAUCCUCAAAACACGGUCCAAAUACACCUCAGACGAUUUGUGUUUGUGCGACUCGGAGCGUUUAAUGUUGGCAAAACACGUCGCGAUAGCGAUACGAGACAGCAUUGAAUUGACCAGAGCGAAAACAAAAGACGUGGCGGUCAGUAACACCAUGAAAAAGAAGCUUCGCUGGUUCGAUGAAGUCCAUCCAGAAAAGGAGGCCAAAGAGCAAAACACGGCAAAACAGGACAGAGACGCGUGGUACAGUCUGUCUCGCCCGACAAACAGCCCCAAGGACCACCAUCCGAGUCUCACAGUGGAGGCGGGGCCUUCAAAGCCUGGACCCAGAAUGACCCCCGUAGGCUCUGCUGGUUAUCACUUUACAAAAGAAGCGUGGACAGAUGUUGGGGUUCAAGUCAACUUGCCCCAGGAGCCGGCAGACGAGGUCAAGGCGCUGCGUACCGGCGCCAGGACCGCCGGGCCAAGGGUCCCUCGGAGAAAUCGUAAUGCCAGAGCUGUUGGGGGUCUCGUUUCCUUGCGGACAAGAAAGGGCACCGUCAUGCGACCUCAAUCUGCCACCGAGGUGAGUCAGAUUGCCAAAGCCCAGGGGAAGAUCAUGGUGCCCCGCCCACCUCCUCGGACGGAGCCGACGGAAGAAAACCCAGCCUGCGUCAGCAAGACCCCAUAUGGCAGCAGCCACCCCAGCAUCAACUACAGACAGGCCCUAGUUACAGAGGAGGCUCCCUGCAAGAACCACCCGGUGGAGAUUUUCUCACCUCACAAGCAUCAUUCAGUCGCAGCAGACUCCACAGCUAUGUACACGACGGCACCGCACUCAAAUCCCUGUCCAGUCUGCUCAUUCUCAGACAUUAAUGUGAAGGGCUCGCCCAGUUCAGAACACCCGGAGACUCACAACAACAACGACAGCAACAGCAGCAGAGGGACAGUGAAUGAGAAGGGCCUCUAUUUACACAGCACCCCCACAGACGAAGAGAUUUUACAGCUCUGGCACGGAGUCCGCAGCGCCUUAAACACGAAGGAUGUGAGAUAUCUUCUUUUAGCUAAACCUGUUGUUAAAAAGCCAGCCCUGGAGAGCAGGCGAGUCUGCAGGAAGUCCUGUGCUGAGCAGAGCAGAGAGCCUCCCGGCUCAGGAGGCAGCAGAAGACUUCUUCACAGCUCUCAGGUUACAAACCAGAACACUGAGCUAAUCAGACCAGGUCCAAGGACUUGCAACACAGUUUCUCGAAAUGAAGGUUGUGAGAGCGCGGCCCAGUUACACAUGGCUGAAGUGCAUCCUGAAGGCUUCGUUUGGCCGAGUCAGACUGCGGCCAACAUGGAGAAAGCCCAGACGCCUGAAAGAGUGCAGCAAGGACUCACCAACCUCUCUUUAGAAGAGAAGAGAAUAAUGCUCUCUCUGGACAGACUCAACCACCAGCUUUACUGUUUUAGGGAGCUUCAGGGAGGCAGAACUGGCAAUAAUGGUCAUCUAUUUAAUGGUACACCCUUUCCCAAAGACGGAAAAGUUUCCAGUAAUCACAAGCUCCGAGCAUCCUCUGCAAACCAGCUUCAUUUCCAGAAGAAAAUGUAACGUCUUAUUCUUCAGUCAGACACUAAUCGUAUUACCAAAAAUGUAUUUUACCAAAUGUGCCUAAGGGAGUUCUUCAAUAAACAAUUGAAUUCAAACAAAGGAGCAACAUUAAAUAAUAGUGACCAAUCUGAACCCUUGAUUUAGUUUGGGGUCAUUAAAAAAAAUAUUAUUUUUUUCUUUUAUCUUACAAUCAGCGAGUGAAAGUAAAUGCCUACGGCUAUGAAACGGAUUCACCUCUAAAAUCCCCAAACAGUAUGCACUCAUACCUUGCACACGACAGGCAUUACUUUCUAAACAUACAUACAACUAUCGGCAUUUGUAUGUAAUUCCCAGAGCUCUCGUGUUUAGCACCAUCAUUCGAAGGAAACAGUGUUAGUGACCCAGCUGACAGCUAAUUCAAUAAAACUUGUUGUCAACACAG
Molecule: messenger RNA, 3725 nt
Organism: Fundulus heteroclitus (mummichog)
Lineage: Eukaryota; Metazoa; Chordata; Actinopteri; Cyprinodontiformes; Fundulidae
Gene: cep126
Product: centrosomal protein 126
Exons: 11
Coding region: 314-3304 (996 amino acids)
Biological process (GO): mitotic spindle organization; non-motile cilium assembly; cytoplasmic microtubule organization
Cellular component (GO): midbody; centrosome; ciliary base
Source: RefSeq, a predicted model, not a curated record